Caenorhabditis elegans is the source of this 2782-nucleotide messenger RNA. It is a transcript of the gene ZC455.1, whose product is annotated as DH domain-containing protein. The record is from RefSeq and is marked reviewed. Lineage: Eukaryota; Metazoa; Nematoda; Chromadorea; Rhabditida; Rhabditidae. The transcript is spliced from 17 exons. The coding region runs from base 118 to 2604 and encodes 828 amino acids.
AGAUGCGAUAUAUCUGCUCACGAGCCAGCGGCCAUCUACGUGGCACCGGAACGAAUAUUUUCAAAUCUCCCACCAAUCGCCACGUCAUUCAGCAACAAUAAUAGUAGUUUUAGCAGGAUGUCAAACACUCCUCGAAGUGCAACUACCACAAUAAUCAACAAUAACAGUAAUAACAGUGGUCUUCCAAUGUCCGAGCAUUCGGCAUUUAGUCCAUAUGCCAGGCCAUCUUCAUUGACAUCGCAGGAUUCAAAACAAUAUCAUCAAACUCCUCACGUUGUUCUUCGACCAGAGCCCCGAUUAGCACUGCCACCUCUUCUUCAGCGUCAAGAAGGAUCUGACUCGAACAUCUCGAAGAAGAUACGCAGUAAACGAAGAGAACGUCCACGAAGUGUCGGUUUGCUUGAUCUGGGAGUAGCCAGCUUAACAUAUCUUGAACCGGAGAGCAACGACCACGACGAUAAAAGCUCAACGGGCUGUUCCCCUCGUAUACCCGAUCAACACCGACAGCACGAUUUUAAGAAAAUCCUUCAACGAUUUCAGUCUGCCGAUCGAGGAUCCUCCUCCUCUACUUCAUCCCAUCAUCAUAACCAUUCACACCUCAUGUCGCCACCGAUUGCCACAUGGUCAGCUACGCCAAUAAAAAUGGUAGGAUCACAGGAUUCGUGGGGUACACCUCCACAUUAUCGGAGUAGUCUCAAUUCAAAUUACAGAGACAGUCCUGCAAAUUCCCGUAACACAUCAGCCAGAUCCAGAUUGAGCGUCUCUUCAGCUCAAAGCCCACAUUGCUUUUUGCCGACCACACGUGACUCUUCACCUAGAUCUAUUCCUAGUCCAUCUCUAGUUCCAAUGAGACCCGACAGUUCCUCUGAUAUCACAAUCAACGAGCUUCACCACUCACCACUCAGUCACACAGGUUCAACUCCGGAACCUACUGAAAUCAUUUCAAAGCCUACCUCAAAAGUUCCAUCGAGAAGAGCAUCAUACUCUACAGGCUAUCCAAAUCAUGAGACAUUUGCCCCUAUUCGCUGGGUGAAAGAGACAGAUGUCGAUGAUCCAUUAUCAAUUCCAACAAUGAGUCCAAUCGGCUCAUCCGGAUCUUCAGAAGCAAAUAUUGGAAUGAUCUCAUCUAGAAGUGCACCAAUGUCCAAAAUGCCAAGCGUAGAAAAAUUAGAUAACAGACAUAGCUCAAUCCGUGGUUACAACAAUAGAAGUUGUCGCCGAACAGUACUCUCGGGUCUUGACCGUAAUGCAAAUCACUCUCCCAAUGGAAUCUACGUGCGUCGGAGUAGGUCAAAAGACGAUCGUCCAUCAUUGAGCUACAUGUCAUUCAACGGAAUGGAUCAACAAAAUGUAUCUCCACCAAGAACAGCUUCAAUUCCAAUCUUUAUGUCACAAGAAUCAGUCUCAAUGCAAUCCCCAAUGAAUUCUCCAGUCAACCAUUCAAUGAGUCAUGUCGCAAGAAAUGAUCGAUCACAAAGUAAUCAUAAUCUUUCUGGAGAAGAACUUUACAAACGAUUCCAACAAAUAUCUUUAUCACACGUUCAAACAUUGAACAUCGUUGCCGAUAAGCUAUCAGAAGAUGCUAGAAGAGGUGAUGAGCCAGUAUCACGGAAUCGACUUUCACAAUUAGAUUUUGCAUCUUUCAUCAUUACUUCUCCACAUCCAAUUUUGACAAAAGGAAAAUCUUUGUUCUAUAAUGCAGUUCUUCCUAGACAGAGUUUACCAGACUAUCCGGUUACUCUUAUGAUUGCCCCGUGCUCCCAGUAUGCUCCGCUCAUGAGAAAAACCGAAUCCAAUCACUUUGGGUUGCCUGGCUUCCUUGAAAUCGAAGAUCAUGAUGGUGCGAUUCGUCAAUUCCUUUAUGACACGGGUACACAGAAUCUUGACGGUCGGAACACAAAAGUGAUAGCCAUGCCACGACUGAAUCUUUGCUCAUUCCACAGUUUGGCUGCUCAUCAGCUUAAUCAAAGAAUGGAUAGAACAAAUCAUGAAGAGCUUGUCAGUUUCAUUCUUCUUCAAGUUCUUCAAGCUCUGAAAAUGUUACAAGGAGAAGGCGUGGAGUCGCUGAGCACAAAUUUCAAAGAAUUCUUAUUAGCAUACCGAUAUCCAAAUGUAAAUUCUUCAUAUAAUGAGUUCCCAAGACUUUUGUUCCUGCCGGAAACACUUGGAGCAGAAAUUGAAAGCGGCGGCGAUGAACUAGUCGGCCUUUGCCGUUAUGCUCUGCGAGCACUUUGUACAUUACUUCACCACAAAAUGGAUGGAAAAGCACCUCCAAUCCAAUUACGAUCACGAUUCUCAAGGGCAUUGUCAGCUUGUGCCGUUCUCCUUCAAGAAGAUAAAUCAAAUAGUUUAACAAAAGCCAAAAAUGUAAUGGAAUUGGCAUUAUGGUCCGGUGGUGAACAUUUCAAAAAUGAGCAAGAUGUGAAGAUAUGGAUUGAUACUGCACGUGCCGAUUGUGUAGAUACUUUGCUUCGCCAAAUGAUUCGAGAACCGAAUCGCCAGCUUGGUGCUCGAGAAAGAUUCCGCGUCGAAUUCUUGCUCAGCGCUACACCUCGAUCGAUAAUGGAAUCCCAAAAAGCAACGAUGGCUGCAAAUGUGAACUAAACUGCCUUUUCACUUAUAUCAUCACUACAGAAACUUUCACACGGUAGAUUAUUUAUUAGAAUUUUCUAUUUUCCUUAUUCAUUUACAUGUGUUUUUCGCCAAAACUAUUAUCAAUAUUGUUUCGUCUCUUUUUCAUCUCAUCAAUUAUCAGUUGCCCGGAUGAAUUUAUUUUAUUUUA